Molecule: messenger RNA, 2925 nt
Organism: Brassica napus (rape)
Lineage: Eukaryota; Viridiplantae; Streptophyta; Magnoliopsida; Brassicales; Brassicaceae
Exons: 8
Coding region: 1-2925 (974 amino acids)
Biological process (GO): proteolysis
Molecular function (GO): cysteine-type peptidase activity
Source: RefSeq, a predicted model, not a curated record
AUGGUCUCAUGUCGCCUCGUCGAUCUUCCAGAAGAUGAUGUUACAGAUGCAGUGCCUCCCAUACCGGAUAUGAUGUUUGCCGCCGGUGAAGAACCGGUUGGAGUUAGGGUUCUUACAUAUCAAUCCUCCAGGGCAAUUAAUCACAUUCUUAAUUCCCUCGAAGAAGACGAGAUUCAGACACUACGCAAGUCUCCCUUUGGCAAGAUUGUUGACAUCGCCGAGAAACCCGGCUUUUCUGGAAGAUUUACUAGGUACAUCUUAUCUAGACAAUUAAAAGUGGAGAAAAAACACGAAGCCUGGUUCCGGUUUGCUGGUAAACCGAUUAGGUUUUCUCUUCGAGAGUUCGCCAUUGUAACCGGUCUCAACUGCGGUGAAUAUCCUAAAAGCUCUGUCGUAAGGUCGAAGAAGAACAAAAACGUCAAACCCUAUUGGCCAGAGUUAUUUGGCAAAUCGGAGGAUCUUCGCGUUUCAACAGCCUUGAAAAUGCUUAGAAGAAAAACGGUUACCGAGAAAGAAGUACGGAUUAAGCUUGCAUGUCUUGCAAUUGUGUCUUCUGUUCUACUCGCUACGAAUCUGAAGAUGAAGAUGAUUAAAGAACAUGCAGAGGCCAUGGUAGAUCUUGAGGAGUUCUAUUCGUUUCCCUGGGGGCGACUUGCGUUUGAAAUGCUUAUUGGGAGUAUUAAGCAGAGGGAUGAGGUAUCCCUAUCGCAGAAUACUAUAGCAGUUAAAGGAUUUGCAUUGGCACUCCAGCUGGUUAUGAUAGAGGCUGUACCGGAUCUAACCGCAGUUGUUUUGGAAACCUGCUCAUCUUCUGAAUCCGAUAGCUGUGAUGACGAUGAUGAUUUCACCCACAAGAAGACCAAAAAGAAGACAUUAAGCCCUGGUCAUGCACGUGAAAUAGACAAAAAGACUAAUGUUAUAGUGAGAAGCAUAAUCCCAGAAGACCCGGAUCGGCCCUUAAUUCCGGCCAAUCUUGUUUGGGCUGACGAGGUCUUAGACGUCAAAGUUGAGAAUCUUCUGAAACUAAUAGCGCAGAGUCACCCCUUUACUGCUGAGAUGUUCAAAGGUGGUGCUACUAAACUGGAUGUUGAAAGAAUGCGUGAGCUAGGGAGAGCUGGGGGAAAGCAGAAGAGGAAAACGAAAACUCAGACUAACACAGAGACAGUCGAGGAUAAGCGUAUUGCAGCCAUUGUUCUGUCUAUGCUCAAACCUGAGGUUGAAAGAGUUGAAGCGAAUGUGGCCAAAGCUGUUUCUAUGGCUGAAGAUACUGCGACAAAAUUUGCCUCCUUUGACACCACUGUCAUGGUUUCAAUUCAAAAUCUGCUUAACAACUUCAAAGACGAAGUCAUCCGCUCUGUAAUGCAGAUACACAACAGUGCUAAUGCCCCAACACAACCGACACAGCCCGACGUUGACACUACUAACCAUGUGCAACGUAAGGUAGAUAUCGUCCACCCCCACCCUGACCCAAACGAUGACAUUAUUGCUCAAGUUAUUGGGAGUCUCAGUCAAUACUCCACGCCCCCACGGAAUGCAUCAGUUUGUCCAGGCUCAGAUGGGAGGACUUGUCCUGCUGCUUCACGGUUGCCUUUCGUUUUGCAAACGCAAAAUUCUCCCGGCCAAGACACCACUUUAUCCGCCAAUAGUCACACAAAGGAAGCAACCAAAGAAUCGGAGGUUGUUCGUAAUUUGGAUGCCCAUCCUUCUCAAGCUUCCGUUUUAUCUCAUGGCCAAACCGGAGAGAUUUUUCACGAGACUUCCCUGCAGCCUGUUGGGUGUCAGACAGAUGGGCAAUAUCUCGAUCGGCCCACUGUAUCAGUCACUGGUCAGACCAAUAAUGCUUCCAAAACUGCGGAUGGAGGGCUGAGUUUCGGCAUCCGCAAUAUUCAGGAACCAUCUUUCUCUCUUGGGCUGACGCAACCAGAGAACCCACCUCUGUCUGGGCCGGCAUGCGAUCUAAUAUUUGACACUGUCGCUGACCAUGGCGAUGAACAUGUUGAUGAACACACCAAUGACGGUCCAUCCCCUAACCCAUUCGCUCCUCUCUUAUGCCGGAAAAGCAAGCGCCCUAAGAUUGUUCCAGCUGGUCUUGUGAAAGACUACCACUGUGGAGCUGAUAUACUAAGCCGUGCUCGUGCUGCCCAACCCCCUUUUUGUGAUUACUCCGACCCUGCUGUGGUUAUGUCCAAAUUCUCUAAUCUCGCGGACAAGAUAAGCACCCCAUUUGUUAUCAAUAUUGCCGGCCUGGCGGUCACUUCGAAGGACAUCACAGGAAUUGUUGAGCUCACCCGUUCAUUGCCAGCUAGGGUUGUUGACAUAUUGGUGCGCUUUGUUCGCGCCACAUGCAACAUGCAGCAACAUUCGAGCCUUGGGCGGAUUCCAGAGUUUCUUGACAGCAGAUAUGUUGCAUUGUUGUUCAAGCAUUUUCCAAAGUUCAGCCGUUCGAAAACUCCUGAUGCAUAUCCUUUCCCGAAAGGACUUUUUGAGCUUCUUCGAAAGGACAACCCAACGGGAGCAGCAGUGACCCAUUACUACUUUCCAUUUGAUUUAGGCAAUAAACAGUGGGUAGGUGUAUGUUUUGACUGCACCGCAUGGAAGCUAACUGUCCUUGAUUGCAAUAUAUCGAUCCGCUCCGACUCUGAAAUAGCUACACAGCUGCGCCCUUUUGCGGAGAUGAUCCCCUCUCUUCUGAAGCGUACCGGGCGGAUUUCGAACACUACUGCUUAUCAUGGGGUGGUGAUAGAAAGACCCAAAGUCGUUGCUCAAAACACCAACCCAUCACACUCUGCCCUAACCUCAAUCUUGCUCAUGCAGACCCAUGCAAUAUUUGGCCUUGAAUCGUGCAGGUGUAUCACUCCUACUCUUCUCACGGAAGAAGCUCACCGUGUUGCUGUGAUGUUGUAUGAACUACACGAGAAGCUGUAG